Messenger RNA from Effrenium voratum, 7727 nucleotides. The record is from the annotation of a GenBank genome assembly. Lineage: Eukaryota; Dinophyceae; Suessiales; Symbiodiniaceae.
CUUUGCUUCUUCGUUGGAUCCCGGCGCGCGAAAGGAUGUCCUCCUCGCUGGACGUGGUGCGAGCUGUCCAGGCCCUGGAGGAGUCCUUGCAGCUGGAGGAGCUCAGAGAGCCCGGGACGCUGGGCGGCGCCAUCCCCAGCCCCGUGCAGCAGGUUCUACGAGCGCUGGACGCCAGCACUCACCUGGUGGGCAAAGAUGCCGAGGAGCCGACAGUGGUGAUGCUGCAGACGAUGCGCCAGCACCUCGGGGGCUCUGCAGCUUCGGACCUGCUGCUGAGCUUGCUCUCCAGCUCCGCCUUUCUCUUGGCCUCAGACCCGCGCAUGGCGAAGUUGCUGGGGCCCACCCCACCGCUGCUGAGGCGGCGGGUGCUCAUGGCCUUGGUGCGAGAGAUCGACUCGCUGUGGGCAAACUUUGGGCAGCUCCUUCUGCAAAGGCUGAAGACCUUCCUCAAGGGCUUCCGGUGGCUAGAUCGGGACGAAAGCGGCGCCUUCGGGCAGACGGAGUUUGUUCGAGCCUACAUGGAGCUGUGCAUGCAGGCGGGUGCUGCCGCAUCAGCGGAGGGUUUCAAGAGCUACUACGAGAUGCUGCGCGCAGACGCAGAGUUCCUAUUCCGGCUGCUUGCCGGAUCGCAAUCGGAGAGGUCCCGGACCCAGGAUGAAGAUGAUGAGGUUGGCAUUUCCCUCUACAGCCUGGUUACUAGAGUGGUGGGCCUGCACGAUCAGGAUUUGGUGACCUUCCGGCGUCAGGUGUUCUCUCACCAUGCAGGCAUUGAGGUGGCUUUCACCACUGUCCGCGAAGAUGUCACCGAGCUGCCAGUGCCAGCGUUCGUGGAAUGGUGCACGAGGCUUCGACACUUGGAUGAGAGGCUGCGACGCCGGCCUUUCUUGCCGGGCGGCUUUCUGGAAGAUGAGGAUGAGCCGAAGAAGCUCGUGACGAGCCCUGAACUCGAGGCCAAGUGCCAGCGCCUCUUCAGAGGUCUAGACGUGAACUGCUCCGGUGCGCUGUCUGUGACUGAAGUGAAGCAGGCCUUCGCCGAGGUGGCCCCUUCGGUGUCCUUUGCCUCGAUCCGGCGCCGCAUCCUGUUGACACAAGGCUCGCUGCCCACACUCAUGAGCGAGGUCAAGAGGGCGUCCGAAGACAAAGACUCGGACAGUGAGGUGGAGUUUGCCACUGGUGCAGCAGGCAAGGUACAGGCGGAGAAGAUCUCCGAGCUGCUGGAGCUGCCAACGGCGCAGGUCUGUAGCUUCCUGGAGGCGCUGGAGGUCAAGGACGCCUCUGGCAAGCGCAAGAUCAAGCUGCCGGAUGACGGCACAGACUACUCCUUGGAAGAGCUGGCCAUCAGCAUAUUCCUCUGCAAACCGCCGGACAGAGAUCUUGAAGACCUGAUCUCCGAGUUGCCGAAGCAGGACCGGGACAAGGGCCUGUCCCUGGACGAGUUCCAGCGCUACGUGAUCCGCCGCACUGAUCGGCACAUGACUCUGAAGCUGGCGGCGAAGAGCAAGCCCAAGACGGAAGCCAAGCGUGCCAGCACUGCUGUGACGAGCAAAGCAGACCGCUCUUCCAAGCCGUGCUCCCUCUUCACCUCGGAGGGGUAUCUCCCUGCCAAGUGCACCGCGGAGCAGCUGCGGGUGGUCUAUGAGGCGCUGGAGCAGAAGAACCCCUGUGUCUCUGUGAAUGCGCUGUUGAGCUCAAUGAAGAACGUCUCGGAUAUCUUGGCGAUUGACCAACGGAGCUAUCAAGGGGGAGAGCGGAUUGUUUGCAAUGUGAGAUUCGGCUCGGAGACAGUGCCGCUGCUGGGGAAGUGCCCCGUGGUGGCCGUCGUGCCGUCCCGGAUGACCUGGGCCGAGGAGCAGAAGGGCUGGAUGCUCGACGGGCAGAAGGUCAAGACUUUCGCGCAGAUCGGGAGCUUGCCCACGCCGCUGCCACCAGGCUCCUCCGGCGUCUUCCGGGAGGCGGUGCUGUGGCUGACGGCGCCCUGGGGCGUCACGGAGCACCGGGGCUUCGACGUGAGGCUCUUCGUCUCGGACCAGGGCAGAGUGCCGCUGAAGCAGGUGGGCAUCCCGGUGAGCUUCGCAGUGCACAUGCCCUCCCCCCCGGCACCCGUCCUGGAGGACGUCAUCCUGGAGCCAGGGGCUGACAGCUGUUCCGCACUGCUGCACUGGGUGCCGCCCUUGGCUGCCACCUACUGCCCGCCCAUCCUCAAGCACAUUCUGCACAUUGAGCCGGUCAUUCCUCGCACGCAGCAGACACUGGAAGGUGGCAUGGCCGGCGAGGGGUGGUCUUUUCUGGAGGAGUUGGAUGUCUGGAACCGUGAGCUGCGGGACUUUGAAAAGCGGCGGAGCUUCAAGAUCGAACACCUCCAGCGUGGCGUCCCCUACCGCUUUGCCGUGCAAUGCGUGCAUCAGGUGCCAGAUGCCGCCUCGUCGGUGAAGGAGGUGCUGGGUGCUCAGAGCGACUUCUGCGAGGCCCAGACAAUGCCGCUGCAGCCGGCGCCGCCCCAGCCAGGUGCUCCAGACGUGCGAGCCUGGCACAACACCGGCAAGCUGGAAAUCCUGGAGGUGUUGCUACCUUUCGCAGAGGUGGACUCAGUUGAUAGGUUCUGCCGCGUGGAUAUUGAGUACCGAUCGUCGGGCGAGUGGCAGAGGAUCCCAGAAGCCCAGAUGUACCUGAGCCACGAGCCCAAGUGGGAUGACCGCCUCGACAGCUUCGCCCUGUCUUGCUUGCUGAUCGGCCUGAAGCUGGAGACGAGGGAGGGUCUGGAGUUGCGUGCCCGGUCCUUCAACAGCUCUGGGCCAUCAAGCUGGAGCCCAGGGGCGCAGCUGGUGCUGGACGGAAAGGAGGACGAGGGCGGUGCCGACGCGGAGAGCGCGGAGUUGCACAUCCUGGCCGUGGAGGUGCUGAAGACUUCGGCCGCGGUACUGGACCCCAAGGACCACCUGCCGAGGAACAGCGGCGCCAGCGCCCUGCCCAGGAGCCGCACCCAGUCCAGGAUGUCCAGUGCACGGCCCUCCACCACAGAGAGCUCGGCCAAGAUGCCGAGAGCGUUGACCCAGGCUUUGGGUGUGGCGCGCGUGAGCUCUGACUGCGGAGCCCCACGGCUGGAGGGUCCCCGCACGCACUGCUGCAUCCAGUGGCACAUGGAGGAAGGGGAUCUCCACUACCAUGUGGAAGCACGAGAGGAGCGUUUGCCCUUCUACGCGCCUUGGGCCCCGCUGCCGGCGUAUUUUCGGAAUCAGAAGGAUGAGAAGGUCGCUGAAGUCUUCGUGGGAGGCCUGGAGCGCUUCCCGGCGAAUGAAUCUUUACUGCUGCGCUUGGUGAAGGGCUCCGCCAAGCGCGGAGGCGUCAGCGCCACGGUGCGGGUGCCCGGUGUCAUGGGCCCCCCGGCGCCUCCUACGCUGCAGCUCACCAGGACUUUGACGUCGCCGGGCAGCGAGCAGCCAGUUGUGGAGCUCACUUGGCCGGCCAACAAGGAGCUGGAAAAGGGUGUGGGCCAUGUGAUUGAGGCGUCCUGGGAGCUUGGCGACAGCCGCACGGAGUGGGCGACGCUGUGUACUGCCAGGCAGAUGGAUUCGGCCAACGAGGAAGCCAAUGUUUGCUUUGUGCAGCUACAGCAGCCAGAAAUCAAAGCUGCAGGCGCUGCCUCCCAGUGCUGGCUGCGACUGCGGUGCUUGGGCCCGGACGGGCGUUUGGGGGACCCGUCGCCUGAGACGGACGCCGUGCAGCUGGCUGAUGCGAUGCGCUCUGCUGUGGCAGCACAAGAGGCCUUGAGGCGCGCCUCGGCGCGGAAGACCCCCCGCCGGCCGCAGCAGCUCACCGUGCUGGGCGGCAGCAAGAACCUCUGGGAGGUCUCCUGGGAGCAGAAGAGGUCGGCCGCCACGUCGGCCUUCGAGGCGGAGGUCUGCUUUGGCACCGCGGGCUCGGAUUCGCAGGACUGGCAACCAGUGCGCAGCCUUUACCUGCAGCAGAUGACGGAGGAUUCCACCGAAAAGGAUGCUCCUGCGGGUCCUCGGUUAGUCCAGGCGUCUGUAUCGCUGGAAGCGGACUAUACCCACCUGGAGCAAGCUUGGCGGCUGCGAGUGCGGGUGGCAGGCGGUGACUGGUCCACGCCCAGUGCUUGGCAAGAGCCCAGCGGCACAGCCGCGGAGCUGCCGCAUCCCUCCAAGCCCUCCGUCAGGAGCAACGUGUACACCUACACCUUGGAGUGGGCGGUGAGCGGUGGGGAUGCGCUGGUGCAGACCUUGCGAUACGAGGUGCAGGUUCAGGCGCGGAAGAGGCGAGGCAGCAGCAAGUUCUCGGAUUGGGUGGCGGUGCGCAGCUUCUACAGCCCCGAGGAGGCCUCGGGGAACUCCUGCGCGGUGACGGCGGUCGUCGAGCGCGCCGCCGCCGCGGAGGCGGUGAAGGUGAGCUUCGGCUACGAGGAGCUCCGCUUCCGCGUGCGGGCGCUGAGCACGCAGGGCGCCUCCGCCUUCUCCGAGCACUCGGAGACGGAGAUGCUGCAGGUGGCUCAACCUGCAGUGCAGGGCGAGGUGCCCCUACCAGACCUGGCCGGCCGUGGCUACGUGCUGCUGGAGGAUGAGAAAAGCAAGGCUUUGGUGCAAUCUGAGCUGCUGCACUUGUGUUGGCCAAAGCCGGAGCUGAAGGUGUCAGAGCUGAACGAGGGCACGCCCCAACUGGAGUAUCGCCUGGAAACCUUGCUGGGGACUGAGGACGACGAGUCCGACUGGCAGGCCAACCGGGCGCUGAUCAUCUCGGAGCCCGAUUCCAGCAUCGUGACUGCACUGGUGCCCUUGCCAGAAGAGGAGGAUGAGGAGGACCUUGACGUUUCCUUGACGGAGGAGGAGACUCGAAUUUCCUUGGCCCGGAAGCUGCAGCCAGUGGAGGCGCGCUUCCGGCUCUGCGCGGAGCGUCCCUCCAGUGACAUUUGCCGCUUUGACCCGGUGCACUCUGCGCCCUCCGCCACCUUCUGCUGGGAUGCGCCGGAGAUGCCCGAGCAGGUGAACGUUGUUGGUGCUGCGGGAAACAUGCUCUGCGUGGUGUUCCAUUGGACCUCGCUGGCAAGAUGUUGCCGAGGCCUGCUGUGGGCGUGCCUAGAGCUCCGCUUCGGCGACAACGAGGCGCCCGAGGAGGAGCGGCCCGAGGCCGAGGCCGAGGCGGAGUUGGAGAUGUCCGACGUGGCUUCGGAGACGCAGUCGGAGAUCAUAGGCGGGCUGCCGGUCUUCUGGCAGCCGGCCUCGGAGUUGCGGCAGCUGAGCGGCGCGAAGGUCGGUGCCGCGACGCCCAGUCAGCUCCUUGCCCAGGCCUGCUCCGACCGGCCAGCUGAGACAACGUGUGUUGGCAUGAUUCCGCUGCCCAGCCACUCUCAGAUGAGCUCGCUUCGAGUGCGGCUCCAGCUUUCAGUCAGGCAUUCGGUGGGUCAGAGCGCCUGGAGCCAGCCCUUCGCUUGGGAAACGGAGGAGAAGGCGCCUGAGGAGGUGCCUGCGGUGCGAAUGGUUCACCUGCAGUACCCGGACUGGUGCUGCGUGCUGCCGGGCCCCGACGAGCCCCUGCAGGAGUUUGCUCCAAGGGUAGUGCUCAAGGAGACGACGCAGAUUGGGUCCAGGGAGAUAGUCAUCACCGAGGUGAAAGAAGAAGCUCGGCCGAGGCUGCGCUACGAGGUGGUGCAAGGAGAGCUUCCGCCGUGUUUGUCGCUGGACAGCUCCAACGGCGUGAUCACCUGGAAGGAUUCGGUCCCACAAGAUGACGACGAGCCGAUGCAGGGGAUCAUGGAUUCCUUCGUAGCGCAGGUGUCCUUUGAGGAGGCCUGGUCUGAUGAGCACGCAGGCCUCAGCGCGCCGCAGGGCCUGGGCGGCUCGGCACCUCUGCAGCUGGCGGCAGCACCCGUGGCUUUCGGUGGCGAUGACACCACCUGGGAGCUCGUCAGGGGCGUGCUGCGCGGGGCGGCUUUAGAGGCGCUGCAGCAGCGGGGGGUGGAGGCGACGCAGGCGGCCUCAGAGCUGCUGCAGGACCCGGAACUGGUGGAAGGCUUUGCAGACAUUUGUGAAACGCUGGCGAGCGACGUGGGCCUGUCGGCGUACGAGGUGGUCAUGCGAGUGCUGGAGCUUCCGUCCAACUACCUGGAGCUCGCGGCCGAAAUGGACCCAGAUGACUUCUUGGACGUCCUUUGUAUGGCGCUGGAUGCCACAGAUCCCGACGCGGAGGAUGAGGCAGACGAGCGCAGCGACGCCGGCCUCGCGAGCCUAGAUGAUGGCUCGGAGGCGAGCCGGCAGGGGCUGUCGGACGACGGGCUGGGCUCCAGCAGCUCCGACACCGACUCAGACCACCAGGCUUGUCCGAUCCUGGAUGGAGAGAUUCGGGUGGAACUGACCCCGACUAAGAAGAACCAGCAGCAGCAGUCGCCCUCCCUGAGGAACAUCCUCGGAGCCAAGCUGGCGAUUCCGAGCCCUACUGGCUCAGAAGGCGAGGCUCCGGUCGAGGGGACCAACUCCAACCGGAUGAGCCUGAGCAAGGCUGUGAGCCUUACCAAGGCAGUGGCGGCGCUGGGGGCAAGGCGGGGCUCCCUGGCGAUGCAGCGCCGGAACUCCGCGACCAUGGCGGCGAGGCGCGCGAGCCGGGCGGAGCUGCAGCGCCGCAACAGCCGGCUCUUGCCCGAGGGGUCUUCGGAGAACCUGGACGGCACUGGCAGCGCUACUGUCGGCAAGUUCCGGAGCAUCCGGCGGAUCUCCAGUCAUGUGAACAACGUCCAUCCAGAAGACGAAGGGGCGCAAAUGGCGCCAAAGGUCAGCAUGAGGGAGAAGCGAGAGAAGGAGAAGCCGGAACUGGAGCUGUCCUACAAUAUGCCUCCCAUGUGGCCCGCGUUCGAAGAGCUGGAGUUCUACCCCACCAUAAACUCUCAGAAGCCGAAAGCGCGGCGGCGGUCUAUCUUCCACUCAGUGACCCACACAGGCUCCAUGUGCGAGGAGCCGGCCCGGCGGGAUUCCCUGCCGAAGCCGCGCUUCUCUAUUUCUCCAGGACUCCCGGCGCAGAUCGCCCUGGAUGAGUCGACCGGGAUCAUCAGAGGCUGUCCUCUCAUGGAGCAUGUGACGGGCCGCUCUUACAUCGUCACAGCCUGCGACCCCACCACCGGGGAGACCAUGGGCAGAUGCUCUCUGCUCUUCGCUGUGGCGCCGGCGGAGGUUGCCAGGCUUUGCAAUGCGGCGUUCCUGGGAGCGGCCAAGGAAUCCACUGGCUACCCCGGGAUACUGAAGUCCCCGCUACUGGCGAAGCAGCCGGACCCGGCUCGAGAUGGAGCGACCCUUCAUACUCUUCUGGGCGAAACGGCGAGGCAAGGCUUGCCGUCCACGCUGCAACCGCCGCUGCAUGGGACCAUCCCAGCGCUUUCCUCAGCGAGGCCAUGGAUGACUGCUCGAGAAGCUUUGUGCGCUUCUUUGGCCAAGCAUUCUCCCCGGCAGACGGGCGUCAGACCGCUGGGGCCCCCGCUGAAGGAUCGGGAGCGCAAGGCGACCCUCAAAGGCUCGCCCUGGUUACCGCCAGUGAAGCUCCUCACGCCUCGGAAUUGAUUUGGGAAAAGCUCCAAAGAGCCGAGCAGGAAGUCAAAUACCAAGUGCCUGUUGCAAGCGAAGCGCUUUUGCAAAUGCGAGUACUCGUGGCUCUUUUUAAUAGCCUGCCUAUGCUGGGAGCCGGCGAAAGGCGGGUCUUAGAACUUGACAUUCCGUUGAGGACAAAGAGGC